CUAGCCCUUUUCCCCAUCGCCUUACGCCAAGGGUAGUGGGGUGUGCACAGACAGAAAUCAACCCAUGCUUAAACGUUUAUUUUACUUUAUGCUGCCAUAUUUUUUGUGACUUUUUUUUUUUUAAACAUAUUUCCCCACGCAAAUUUGUAACGUGUGAAGGCUGUUCCCAAAAUCUUACGUAACUAAAUACAAGAUGAUCGACACAGUGGCAGGACCUGGAACUCUCUCCUUUGAUGCUCAGCUGAAGGCUCUAAUGGAUCUCGAGAGCCGGUAUCAGCCAAAGUUGAGCGGUCUGAGGCUCCUUGAAGGGGCCCAGGAAAAUGGGCUCAGGAUGACCGCCAGACUCAGGGACCUGGAGGUGAAGGACCUGCUCUCUCUGUCCAGAUUCUUCGGUUUCAGCUCGGAGACGUUCUCAUUAUCACUCACCUUGCUUGAUCGAUUUCUGUCAGUAAUGAAGAUUCAACCAAAGCACCUUUCCUGUGUUGGCCUGUGCUGCUUUUACAUAGCUGUGAAGUCCUCAGAAGAGGAAAAGAACGUGCCUCUGGCCAGCGACCUGAUCCGCAUCAGUCAGAAUCGCUUCACAGUGUCUGACAUGAUGAGGAUGGAGAACAUCAUAGUGGAGAAACUCUAUUGGAAGGUGAAGUCUCCCACAGCCCUCAGCUUUCUGCGCUUCUUUCACAAACACAUCCAGGAGCAGCUCGACACUGAGAGUAAGACUGUAUUGAGUCUUGAGAGACUGGAGGCCCAGCUUAAAGCUUGUCACUGCUCAUUUGUCUUCACAAAAAUAAAGCCAUCUCUGCUCGCUUUGGCUCUUCUGUGUUUUGAGACCUAUGAACAACAGGACCCUGAGCACACACUCAAAAUAUCAGAAGCCUUGAAAAGUCUGCAGCAGCAUUUGAGUAUCAAAGAUGGGGACCUGAUUUGUGUGCGGGAGUUGGUUGGAAAAUGCCUGGUGGAAUAUGCCACCACCAAAUGCUGCAAGUCCAACACCCAGAGACUUCGCUGGACAAUUUCUGGAAGAACAGCUCGUCAGCUAAAGCACAGCUACUACAAAAUAGCUCAUCUUCCCACCAUACCCGAGUCAGCUUGUUAGAGUCCCCAGGUAUAAACUUGAGGCAUACACAUGCAAACAUCCCCACCUGUCUAAAUUAUCCAAUCUGAUUUGAUCCAUCUACAGUUCCAAACUUCUGCUCACCCACCUUCAGCCUAUCAUUUUCCUUAUAGAUCUUCAACAGUCAGAUUUUUUUUUUAAGGAAAAACAAAAGAUAUUAAAUAAACAUUACUGAAAAUAAUCAUCCCACAUUAAUCAAGUACACCAUAUCUACCCCAGGUACAAGGAGUAGUGGUUUGUCAAACAUGUAAAUCGAAUGUCAUCCGAUGCUGUUUGACUUGUUUGCACAAGUGUACAGUAUGUUCUCAUUUAAAUCCGUAACAAUGGUAUUAAAUAUUUACUGGAACGGGUUUGCUGUUUUAAGCUAAUAAGUAUAGAACCACCUAGGUCCUCAGUCCACCAUGUGGAAGAGGAGGGAGAAGGAUUUUGUAAACAGCAAAAAUGGAACCAAGAAAUCGGACCCGAAAUCCUUAACUCCCACCCUAGGUUGCUAAACUGUCUUGAUUGCACACUCCUACCCAAGGUGAUGAAAGAAAAAUCUUUAUAUGUAGCAAGGGAGAUCUGUUUUUUAUUCCAGUGAAGUGAAUCUAGUGAUGCUGACAGCUUAAAGGAUAACUACACCCUUUAAAGCGUUAAAGCUGUUACACAAGUUGUUCUUGCAGAUUACCAAUUUGUGGACACAGUAAAGCACCACAUGACUUAUCACUUACACAGGGAACACUGAAAAUUGUAACUUGCAGUGGAAAGCCGGUUGGAAUGUUCUUGCAUUUUCUUUGCCAGUUUCUCUUAAGUACAAUUGUGAUUUAGGAACAAAAAAGAGUGUUCUCUAAUUCAAAGUGGCCACGUGAACACAUCUACUUUGCCCAUGCCUGUACCUUUCAAUAAAAAUGUAUUGAAAAGCUA
Messenger RNA from Thalassophryne amazonica, 2014 nucleotides. RefSeq names its product cyclin G1 (gene ccng1). Gene Ontology annotation, molecular function: cyclin-dependent protein serine/threonine kinase regulator activity. Gene Ontology annotation, biological process: mitotic cell cycle phase transition; regulation of cyclin-dependent protein serine/threonine kinase activity. Gene Ontology annotation, cellular component: nucleus; cyclin-dependent protein kinase holoenzyme complex; cytoplasm. Bases 194 to 1093 code for a protein of 299 amino acids. The transcript has 6 exons. NCBI's taxonomy places the organism in Eukaryota, Metazoa, Chordata, Actinopteri, Batrachoidiformes, Batrachoididae. The record is from RefSeq and is a predicted model, not a curated record.